UCCUCGCGGGUCCCGGGCUCCGUGUGGCCCCGUCACCCGAGGUCGUCCCCUGGGCCCUCCUGUCUCCCUGGGCGCCCGCCCGCGGGGCGGGAGGUGGGGCUCCGGGGUGUUUACCUGGCAGGAGGAAGCCCAGGAGGGAGGCGGGAGGGGCGGGGUGCGCGCGGCCUCGGAGCUGCGCCGUCAGUCUCCGCCGUGCGCCGCUGAGGACGAGCCUCCGGCCCUGGCGGCCCGCGUCCCCGACCCGGAAGGCGGCGCCAAAGGCCCCGGGACCCCGCGCUUGGGGCCCGGGCAGCGGGGAGGCGGCCUGGAGCCCGCGGAGCCCUCGGCCUGGGAGCGGCGAGCGCAGCGAGCCUCUGCAGUUGACUCGGUGCGGGAUGGGGAACCACGCGGGGAAGCGGGAGAUCUGCGCUGAGAAGGCCCAUAAGGAGGGCGAAGCCCCCAGAGCGGAGUCUGAGAAAAAGAGGAACCUCCGCGAACUCUCCCGGGAGCCCUCGGGGGACAGCGACGUGUUUGGAGAGGCAGAUGUGGGCCAGAACAAUGGGCCCUGCUCUCGGGACACAGCGGUGACAGACUCCAAGCGCACAGCGGACCCAAAGAAUGCCUGGCCGGACGCCAACCCAGCUGACCCUGGCGGCCGCCCCCACUUGGUCCGCCUCUUCUCCCGAGAUGCCCCGGGGAGGGAGGACAACACCUUCAAAGACAGGCCCUCAGAGUCAGACGAGCUCCAGACCAUCCAAGAGGACAGUGCAGCCGCUCCCGAGGGCCUGGAUGCGAUGGCGUCACAGAAAAGACCCUCCCAGAGGCACGGAUCCAAGUACCUGGCCUCCGCCAGCACCAUGGACCACGCCAAGCACGCCUUCCUCCCGAAGCACAGAGACACGGGCUUCUUCGACUCCCUGGGGCGCUUCUUUGGAGGUGACAGGGGUGUGCCCAAGCGGGGCUCGGGCAAGGUACCCUGGCUCAAGCAGGGCCGGAGCCCUCUGCCCCCUCAUGCCCGCAGCCAGCCCGGGCUGUGCAACAUGUACAAGGAUGCUCACCACGCAGCCAGAACCACCCACUACGGCUCCCUGCCCCAGAAGUCACAGCACGGCCGGCCCCAAGAUGAGAAUCGCGUAGUCCACUUCUUCAAAAACCUUGUGACGCCUCGCACACCUCCUCCGUCACAAGGCAAGGGGCGAGGAAAGUCCCUCAGCAGAUUCAGCUGGGGAGCCGAGGGGCAGAAGCCUGGAUUUGGCUACGGAAGCAGAGCUGCCGACUACAAAUCUGCUCACAAGGGACUGAAGGGCCAGGACACCCAGAGCACGCUUUCCAAAUUCUUCAAACUGGGCGGAAGAGACAGCCGCUCUGGAUCGCCCAUGGCCAGACGCUGAGCCCGACUCCUGUUUGCGAAUCCUGUCCUGGCUUCUUAAUAAUCCCGCCCUAGGAUUUUAACACUGUCGCAUCCAGUCCACCCCUCAUUCUAGACACGACCUCUCGCUAGUGCCUUGGCCCGUGCGCACGGUCAGGUCAGGCACACCGCAUCCUACUGGCAGUUUCCGGCCCUCGGCUGCAUGGAAAACACAAACACAAAACAGUUCAACUGUUCCUACUCUAUGUCUGAAGACAAAGUGUCCUGGAGUCUCAUUCCGCAGCGAUGCGCCAGGCGCCCUGGAGCCCGAGCCCUGCGGCGCCGGCCUCGUCCCACUGACCCUCCGUCCUUGGACUUGCUUUGCACGCUGACCCACCCCCCGGCUUCGGGCACUGCUGGGAGGCACUGCUGUGACACAGGACACGUGCGGGUGGUGGGACUGUGGCCACGCUUCCUCCAGUUCCUGUCCCUUGCCCUGACUCACCUCCUAAGGCCCCUUCACCUCCUAACAGGACUAGGCAGCAGGAGUGGCGUCACCCCCGCGGGAGCUUUGGUACGUGGAUGCCGGUGGGCAGCUUGGAAGAGAGCAGAGUGAUGGGUACAGAGGCCCCGUGGGCUGCUCCCACGCCAGAGGGGCAGACCGACCUCGUGUGUGAUGGAGAGGGGAAGGAGGCAAAAGGGCCGGGCAGUAGCCUGGGGCAGGAAACAGGCGAGGACAUAGCAGGGACCAGAGUGGCCCCUACAGAGCCCUGUUUCGUCACCAGAGCCCGGCUGAGAGCUCGGGGAGACCUGCACAGAGAAAGUGGACUGUAGGAGAUUUUGGGGUGGCCGCACAGUGUCACCCUGGUCACUGGAAAGCCGACCGUGACAGGUGGCAUGCUCAGCAUGGCAGUGCACAUUGCAAACACUAACCUUGUAGAAGAAUAACCCUCCGUGUGCUUGCAUCCAGGGAGUGAAUGUGCUGUGUGACUAGACUUAGUAGGGCCCUGAACCUACCCCCACCCGGGCCCCUGAUCCUGCCCUUGCCCCUGAUGCUGCCCCUGCCUCUGACCCUGAACUUAAUCCUGCCCCUGCCCCUGCCCCUAACCCUGAUCUUGCCCCUGACCCUGAUCCUGACCCUGACCUAUGGUUGGGCCUGGCUACUGAGGCUAGAAAAGCUGUCUUCUGCACAGUACCCUUCUAAUGUGAGCAGACACCCCCUGCCCCUCCAUAAUGUACUGAUUGUGCCUCUUGAGUUUUAGUGCCUCUUCUCAGCCUUCCCUCCAGACCCCCUGCAGCCUCCUUCUCCUCUAGAAUGAAGAUGAGGAGUGGCCUCCGUAGGGCCCCUCUAAUCCCAUCUAAUCCUGAAUGUUGAGUGUGGGUUUAUAUAAUGUCUAUUAACUCAUAGCCUCAGUGAUGAGAAGGUAACAAAAAAAAAACACCCAAAAAACAAAACAAAAAAACCUUUGGGAAACAAAACCUCCAAUUGCUCAGCCUGAGUGGUCUGCGUGAGCUGAUGUUGGUGAGUCCCAUGCAGAUGACCCCUGACAGCAGCCAUGGCUGUCACGGGGAGAACACACUGUUCUUGAAUAGUGACAUAAAUAAACUUUUAAUGAUA
Molecule: messenger RNA, 2945 nt
Organism: Myotis daubentonii (Daubenton's bat)
Lineage: Eukaryota; Metazoa; Chordata; Mammalia; Chiroptera; Vespertilionidae
Gene: MBP
Product: myelin basic protein
Biological process (GO): myelination
Cellular component (GO): internode region of axon; cell periphery; compact myelin
Molecular function (GO): structural constituent of myelin sheath
Source: RefSeq, a predicted model, not a curated record